This is a messenger RNA of Wickerhamiella sorbophila, 1296 nucleotides long. Its product is annotated as Oxidant-induced cell-cycle arrest protein 5. The record is from RefSeq and is a predicted model, not a curated record. The coding region runs from base 1 to 1296 and encodes 431 amino acids. The transcript has a single exon. Lineage: Eukaryota; Fungi; Ascomycota; Dipodascomycetes; Dipodascales; Trichomonascaceae.
AUGGAACUCCACGACCCACCCGUGCAUGGGAGCAGCUUUGACUUGUCAAAGGGCAACGCUCCCGUGUUAGCCUCUCAGUUCAUGAAUGACACGGCAGCAUUCGAAGAUCUCGACACGAAGCCGAUCUUAGUUACCUCGAAAUCGCGGUCCUUCACUGAAUCUUCCGGAGGUGCCUCCUCAUCGCUGCCUACGACUUUCAGCUCGGGGUCUCCGCAAUCAGUGCUUUCUUCUAUUUCAAAUGAUUCGGACACGCCAAAAAGAUUCAAGCAUUACCAGAAGCCCACAGCGGCAGACUCUCCGACUCUCAUCCAGACCUGCGAGGACGCACUGGAAUGUGGCAAUAUCCCAGUUAUAGCAUCAAUCGCUCGGACCAAAGGACUGCCUCCUCAUCUACGUAGGGCGGCCUGGAAGCUUUUGCUCAAAAGCCACCCCUAUGUUAUAAAUCCUCAGCUACGCGCCGAGUUCCCAACCACUUCCGUUCUUAUCGCGGAAAAGGUACCUGAAAAACGUAUUGAUGCUGAGGUACGUCGACUGAAACAGCGUGUCGAACGCCGCCCCCUCAUGGAUCAGUAUGCCACAACCUCAGGAUCUUCUGUUUCAAACUCGUCCUCUAACACUCGAGUUGUCUCGUCGGCGUCUUCGGUUCUUUCCGGCGCCUCAGACGAAGAGUUCUACGAAAAAAUUGCUGAGGCUGUCAAGACAUUUUUGGACGUAUAUGGAGAUUCAGUUCGCUACGACCCAGCCAUGAUUGCAGUGGCGUACUCGCUGGCUCAGGCUACUGGAGGUGACAGUUUAGAUCCUGAAAUGUUUGUCCAAGCCAUGCUAGUAUUCUGCCAUUCUCCCUCGCAGGUAAUGGGACCUUAUGGCCCCGAAGAUUCACCCACUAGUGACCUUAUGUCGAAGUUCAUUGCUGCUCUUCGCGAACUCCUGCCUGCAGUCGCCAACCACUUUGACUCAGAGGAUGUUUUGCGGUCGUUUGGCGGUGACCAAUGGUUGGUGUGGUGGCUCAAGUGGUUUGGUGCCAAAACGUUUUGGUACCUGGACCUUGCCCGGUUAUGGGAUAUUUAUUUUUCGUGGCGUCCCGAUGCAGAGGAUUCGAUCUUCGCAGGCAAUCCUACCCCUCAGGAGACCCAUAUGUUUACUUGUCUUGCUCUCAUGAAAUCUUUACGGUCUAAGAUAAUGGAGCUCGAUCAAAGUGAGAUCAGGCAGUUGCUGAGCAAUCUGCCUCCUAGCAAAGACAUCGAGUCCGUUGUUGAGGAGGCAGUCACGCUAGCCACGACCUGGUCAGAACAGUAA